This is a messenger RNA of Botrytis byssoidea, 456 nucleotides long. RefSeq lists its product as uncharacterized. The record is from RefSeq and is a predicted model, not a curated record. Bases 1 to 456 code for a protein of 151 amino acids. The transcript has 2 exons. Lineage: Eukaryota; Fungi; Ascomycota; Leotiomycetes; Helotiales; Sclerotiniaceae.
AUGGAGAGUUCUUCGUGGGAUAAUGAGGAUUCAGGGUUUUCACAUGACAGGGAGAUGGAAUAUAUGGGUGGAAAUAUGUUAAAGCAACCAUCUCAAGCUAUCAUUUCCACUUUCACUUCCACUUCCACACCCAAUCCCAGCCCCACAUCCUCCCAUUCCUCCCCGAAACUUCUCCAAUCCUCCACAUCAGCAUCAGCAUCAGCAUCAGCAUCAUACUCAAACUCCAAACCCCCAACACCCCAACCCCCCACCACCUCCUCAAACACAUUCUCCAAUUUUCCAUUCUCAUCAACCGCACUCAAAACAGCCCCCAAAAUAUCAAUCACAACAAGCAUCGAUUCCCUAAUUUCGAUUCAUCAGCAUCGGAAUAUGGGACUUUUGCUCACGACGCGAGAUUUGGUGGCCAGUCCUGUGGAAGAUUUUAUUUUGGGGAGUCCGUUGGAGGGGUUUAUGUAG